AUGGCUGAUCGUCGAAUUCGUCAGUUGGUUGCCGAUUCAAAACUGAGUGAUUUUGAUCCCGAAAAAUCCGAUCGUGAAAAGCGAAAAUUAACGCGUAAAAGUUAUGCCGAAACCGCUCAAAUACAGCGUGGUCCAGUUACAAUUUUUGACGAGAAAGGCAGAUAUCGCGCAAAGAAUGCUGAUGUUUGUGAUUGUUUAGAUAACACUUGUCCCGGUUGCCAUUUUCCCUGUCCCAACUGUAAGAAUACAAAAUGUGGAUCCGUGUGUCGUGUCAAUCGAAAAUGGCCAUUUGAAUGUAUUGAACACGAUGGAAAAGAUCUGGUGAUUAAAAAUAAAUUGCUAGAAAAAUGA
Contarinia nasturtii (swede midge) is the source of this 351-nucleotide messenger RNA. Its product is annotated as ARL14 effector protein. Gene Ontology annotation, cellular component: intracellular membrane-bounded organelle. NCBI's taxonomy places the organism in Eukaryota, Metazoa, Arthropoda, Insecta, Diptera, Cecidomyiidae. The record is from RefSeq and is a predicted model, not a curated record. The transcript has a single exon. Bases 1 to 351 code for a protein of 116 amino acids.